AUGGGCCUGGCUUGCAUUAGCCACUGCCACGCUGGUCUCUGUCCCAACUACUCCGAGCUGUACAUUGCCGAACCAGAUGGCUCUAACGCGAAGCUCCUCCUUGGUUCCAACAGCGUGUACGAUUUCCGAGCAAGCUGGUCUCCUGAUGCCAAACAUGUUUAUUUCACGUCAGAAAGAAGAGGGGACGGCCAGGCGGACAUUUACCGCGUGGCCAUAAAUGGCACGAGCACGGUGGGAGCAGAAGUCGAACCUGUCGCCUCGUCACCAGGUGUCGACGACUCUGCUUCAAUCUCCCCUGAUGGCAAGAUGCUGGCGUUUGCAACUUCGAGAUACAAUCAGACCAGUCAGAUCAUGCUGAUGGUCCUGGAAACGGGAUCUCUCAAGAACCUGACGCUCAUUCCUGGUAUCUCCGAAGCUGCCAACUCCGCACUACCCAAUGGAUACUUCAAGCCGACAUGGUCCCCCGAUGGAGAGUGGAUUGUCUUCACGUCCGAUCGUAACACACCAUGGCGUGGCCACAGCGACGGUUCGGGAUGGGAGCAUACCCAGGAGUUGUCCAUCUACGCAGCCCGCCCUAAUGGCACCGACUUCCGACUGGUGUCGUCUCGGAGCAACUACACCCAAGGCUCGCCUAGGUUCUCGCCGAAUGGAAAGCGCCUGGUCUUCUACGAGAUGCUGACCGAGGACACGUACAAUGGUCGUCUACAGCCUGAACUGCUUGAAGGUUCUUAUCUUAACACCAGCAUCGUCUCAAUCGAUUUCGCCACUGGAGGUGACCGUAUCGUUCAUGCCACUGGAGAUGGCACCAAGAUUAGCCCUUCAUUUGUCACCGAUGAUGUUAUUGGCUAUGUUAUGAAAGAGUCAGCCAGCAACGGUAUCUACUACACGUCUCUCUCGGGCAAAAAUUACACGCAGUACCAGACCAUUCCCAUGAACACCAUGACACCUGCACUACGCUCCCCUGCGUGGUCGCCAGAUGGCAAAUAUGUCAUCUAUGAGAAGCAGGGUCCCACGGGCGGUAGUACAUCGACUUCCAAGAAGCAAUACUCCGACCUGUGGAACUUCGACCCGGAUUGGGACUACCGCUUCACGGAUGUCUUCCCCAUGGCCAAGCGUGGAGGCUGCCCUAUGAUGGCCAUGUCCCAGCAGAUGGAGGGUGUCGCGGAGAGCAAUCUCAUGCGCCUCCAAAUGAACGGCACUGAUCAGGUCACUCUCUUCGAGACCAAAAAGGGCAUGAUCAAUCCAUCCAUUGCAGAAGGCUUCAACGCCCGUGCCUACCAGGGCAGCUGGGGGCCCAAUGAUACGAACAUCACGUUCGGCUACGGUGCAUACUUUGUCGGUCGUCAAAGUAGCCCCGGUUUCAUUUUCAGUGUCACCCCGGAGGGCACGGGCGUGACGCUUCUCGCGGGCAACAACAUUACCAACUACGGAUUCCCGUCCUAUAAUUAUGAUGGCACUCAGGUCGUUUUCCGAACCUGGCCUGGCACUGCCUCCAACGGUACCACUGUUGGUACGACCGGAUUAGCCAUUGUUGAUCUACCCUCCCGGCAGGUGACGCAGCUCACGACCGAGUGGGAUAAUCUUCCGGCCUUCUCUCCCGAUGGCAAGAAGAUUCUGUUCACCCGGCGCACAAACCUGGACAAUAUCGGCGACAACUAUGACAUUUUCACUAUGAAUCCCGACGGCAGUGAACUUACCAAGCUCACCCCAUCUAUCGCCAGUGACGCCCAUGCUGUGUGGACCCAAGACGGCCGUAUCCUUUACAGUACUGCUAUGUUCGGCUUCCAGCAGGAGGCACCCUUAUAUGAUGACUCUAUGCAGCCCUAUGCUAUCAUCAUGCUCAUGGAAGCCGAUGGUAGUAACAAGACUGCGUUGUCCAACAGUUUGUGGGAAGAUGCCAUGCCUAUGUUUGCGCCAGCGCAUGUAAUGGAGUCCGACUGUUGUUCUUGA
Molecule: messenger RNA, 1950 nt
Organism: Aspergillus niger
Lineage: Eukaryota; Fungi; Ascomycota; Eurotiomycetes; Eurotiales; Aspergillaceae
Exons: 3
Coding region: 1-1950 (649 amino acids)
Source: RefSeq, a predicted model, not a curated record